Messenger RNA from Nycticebus coucang (slow loris), 1147 nucleotides. It is a transcript of the gene MTX3, whose product is annotated as metaxin 3. NCBI's taxonomy places the organism in Eukaryota, Metazoa, Chordata, Mammalia, Primates, Lorisidae. Bases 15 to 953 code for a protein of 312 amino acids. Gene Ontology annotation, biological process: mitochondrion organization. The record is from RefSeq and is a predicted model, not a curated record. The transcript is spliced from 9 exons. Gene Ontology annotation, cellular component: SAM complex.
UCAGCCCCCGCAAGAUGGCGGCCCCCUUGGAGCUCAGUUGCUGGGGAGGAGGCUGGGGGCUCCCUUCGGUACACAGCGAGUCCCUGGUGGUGAUGGCUUAUGCCAAAUUUUCUGGUGCACCUUUGAAAGUCAGUGUCGUAGAUAACACCUGGAGAGGUUCAAGAGGCGAUGUACCCGUUUUGACAACUGAAGACAACAUUGUUUCUCAGCCAGCAAAAAUACUAAAUUUUUUAAGAAAACAGAAAUAUAAUGCUGAUUAUGAACUCUCAGCAAAACAAGGGGCAGAUACAUUGGCUUACAUUGCUCUCCUUGAAGAGAAGCUUCUUCCUGCAGUACUUCACACAUUCUGGGUUGAGAGUGACAACUACUUUACUGUGACAAAGCCAUGGUUUGCUUCCCGAAUUCCUUUUCCCUUAAGUUUGAUCCUGCCUGGAAGAAUGUCUAGGGCAGCACUGAAUAGAAUCGUCUUGACUAGAGGACAGCCUCCCCUCUACCACCUUCAGGAAGUGGAAGCACAGAUAUACAGAGAUGCCAAGGAGUGCCUAAAUCUUCUGUCAAACAGAUUGGGAACAUCUCAGUUUUUCUUUGGAGAUACGCCUUCUACCUUGGAUGCCUAUGUUUUUGGUUUUCUUGCACCUCUUUAUAAAGUGCGGUUUCCUAAAGUUCAGCUACAAGAACACUUGAAACAGCUCUCCAACCUGUGUCGCUUUUGCGAUGAGAUCUUAAACAGUUAUUUUAGGCUUAAUCUUGGAGGCAUCUCUCCAGCUGGACAAGAAACAGUAGAUGCAAAUCUGCAGAAACUCACACAACUUGUAAAUAAGGAAUCCAACUUGAUUGAAAAGAUGGAUGACAAUCUUCGCCAAAGCCCUCAACUUCCUCGUCGGAAACUGCCAACACUUAAAUUGACUCCAGCAGAAGAGGAAAACAAUUCCUUACAACGGCUGUCACCCUGAUAGCCCUCAUGCUUUGUGGCCAAAGUCACGUGAUUGUUGCAGGAAUCUCUCACACCAAGUGUGUGAAGGCAAAGAGAAAACACCAUAAGAGGUGUAAGGAAGACUCUAAAACAAAAGGAAUUUUCUAUGACAUCUACUUUUUUUUUUUUUUUAUUAGGAAGCUUGUAUCUAGCCUGGCAGUGCAUUUUAAAUAA